Prorocentrum cordatum is the source of this 825-nucleotide messenger RNA. The record is from the annotation of a GenBank genome assembly. NCBI's taxonomy places the organism in Eukaryota, Dinophyceae, Prorocentrales, Prorocentraceae.
AUGAUAGCGGUUCUGAAAGCCCAGCUCCAGCCUGCCUUGAGCAAGGUGCUCCACAUGGUGAGCUCUUUGGGCGCUGGGCACGUGGCCUUCACCGCGUUCGUCUCCCUGUACGUAUGGUUCCUCCCAGCGGCGACGACCCACCUGCUCUUGGCCGUCCUUGGCGCUGCCUCCUACGGCGCCCUGCUGAUGGUCCAGGAGCUCGGCUUCUGCGAGCACCCGGGCAAGCAGGGCGCGGGGGAGCUGCCCGCCGACCAGGGGGCGCAGCCGGGGGCGCGGCCAGCAGUGGCCCGCGGCCCCCGCGCGCGGCGCGCCGUGGCCGAACCACAGCGGAAGGACCCCAGCUCCGGGCGAGCUUGGGCGGGCAGCGAGGACUGCGGCUCCACGCCGCCACGGGCGGCCGACCAGGAGCUCGCCAGCUCCAGGACACGUCCGUGGAAGAAGAAGAAGGAGAAGUCGCCCGCGCCCAGCGAGACCGCCGCGCCGGGCAGCGGCGCCGCCCCGAGGCCGGAGGGCAAGGCGCAGCUGUGCGCUGGGCUGGCUGCGGCGCGCCGGGCGAUCGACAAGGGGGUGCCGCCGGCCGGGCCGCCAGCCUGCAGGGAUGAUGCCGUGGCGCCGCCGACCGCGGAGCCAGCUUGCCAGGCAGGGGCCAAGGAGCAGCUGCCCUCGGCGUCCGCUCCAGCGGCGGCCACUGCCGAGCUCGCCGCGCUGUCGCCGCUCGUCCCCGACGGCUUCGAGGAGGCCGCCGUAACCAAGGCCGCCAAGCGGAGGAGGGCCGCUCAGAAGAAGCUGAAUGAGGCCUCCGAGGGCCCCCACGCGAAGCCAUAG